This is a messenger RNA of Enterobius vermicularis (human pinworm), 2967 nucleotides long. The record is from the annotation of a GenBank genome assembly. Lineage: Eukaryota; Metazoa; Nematoda; Chromadorea; Rhabditida; Oxyuridae.
AUGACUAGCCUAAAGAGUGUAGACGCAUCCUGCUUUCUGCUCAACGACAUCCCUUUAGACCCGAUAACAGACCCUUCCAAAAAUACUGCCACAAACAGCGUACAUUAUAUUGGUAAUGGUGGUGCCAGGGCUCCUUGCAUUUCUCUGACGGAACAUACUGGAAAAUCAAAUCGACCGAAACGAAGAAAACUGUUGUCAAUAUGGCAGUACUUAACGUUACGCGGUUUAUUUCAGUUGUUAGGUCAAAGCGUCGGUGCUUAUCCAAUGGUGUACAUUGCAUUAUCUUUUUUGAUCUCAUCUUUUUCAUUUGGUAUGUUCAGUAUGGUAUUGAAAGAUCGUAUUCGUGAAGGAUAUACACCAGUGAAUGCUCCAUCUCAUUACGAAAUGAAUGUGAUGCGCGAAUUUUGGAACUCUUCAGGAGAUCCUAUGAUGAUGAUCGUCCUUUUGCGGUCAAAAGAUGGCGGUUCUAUGCUAAGGGACGAACAUCUGAGUGAGGUGGUUCGACUGCACGAUUUUUUAACUAGUAAUUUCUCAGCCAAAUACGGUAACACUUCGGUGAAAUACAGCGACUUUUGUAGAUCCUACUGCACCAUCAACUACAGUCUAACAAUGUUCAUCCAGUGGCUGGGUUUUGAAACUUUAAACCUUCAAAGAGGUUUGCCACUUUCAAACUCUACGACGUUAAGUUACCCACAAGCUAUUUUGGAUGGUCUGGAUGUCCAUAUAGAAAGACAUUUAUUUGGUGUUACACUGAAGAAACAGGUUGCAAAAGACGCCUUUGUCGGAAAAAACUUAACAAAGGAUAAGCUUCCGCCAGAUACCAAUUAUGCGCAGCUGCUUACUAAUAUGAACUCCGUGAAGGUCAUUUUAAUGGUUUAUCGGGGCGAUAAACUAAAUGAAACACUUGAUGAGGCUCUUACAACUUGGGAACUUGAAGCAUUCAAAUUCAGUCGGGAAAAAUAUAAUAAUGAUUUUAUUGACAUGCAGGUGAUAGGCACAGAGAUCUUAGAACAAGCAAUGACUAAAGAUGGUCAACGGCUAACGCCCUACUUUGCUGCUGGUUUCGGUUUUAUGAUGUUUUUUGUAACGGUUACUGUCUUAAUGAGCGCUGUAUUUUACGACGCACUGGACUGGGGAAAGGCACUUGUAGCGGGUGGUGCAAUUCUCUGCCCGAUUUUAUCAAUAACAACGACAUACGGAUUUAUAUCAUUGUUGGGCAUCCGGACAAAUUCUUUUAUGUUGGUAAUGCCGUUCCUGAUCAUGGGGAUAGGAGUCGAUGACGGCUUUCUGAUGAUACAUUCAUGGCAGCGUCUCGCGUUAUGCUCCAGCAGUGUAAGCGUUCGUCUUGGUCUUGUCUUUGAAGAAGUUGGGCCGUCGAUAACAAUCACUUCGUUGACCAAUUUUAUAUCUUUUGGAAUUGGAGCGCUGACUCCGACACCAGAGAUUCGAUUAUUUUGCAUAACGACUGCAACUGCUAUGGGCCUAGAUUAUCUUUAUGAAUUAAUCUUAUUCGGACCAAUUCUUGCAAUUGCCACUCGAUGUGAGAAAACAAAUAUUGGUUGUUCAGAGGCUUCAAAGGAUAUGGAGCAAAAAAGUCUCUCAGGAUGGCGUUAUGAAAUAGACUGUUUCAUGAAAUGGGUAUUGAAGAUUUAUUGUAAAAUGAUCGGACAUCGUAUUUUUACUAUAGUUAUAACUGUCGCGACGGUUCUAUACUGGUAUUUUGCUGUUAUUGGCGCUCUGAAGAUCAAAACUAGAUUAGAUACCGUGAAAAUUCUACCGAAAGACUCAGCUAUGCAAGCACCAAACCAGAUCCUCAAUGAUAUUGUGUGGGCAGAUUAUCACGCAGUGACUGUUUUGGUAAAUAAUCCAUUCGAUCUUCGAAAAGACGAUCAGUUAAAGCGGCUCAACCAGUUGGUGGGCGAGCUCGAGCAGCUUCCAAAGUGUAGAAAGCGGUCUACUCUGCUGUGGUUGAGAGACUAUGCAACUUUUUAUCACACGCCAAAAUUCUCAUUUGAGAACUUUUUCUUUGGAGCUGAUGUUGAAACAACAACGCCAUCAUUACUUCGUAACGGACAAUCUGGUUUGGAUUAUGAUAGAUUAGAAGAAUUUCUGGAUUCACUUCUUUAUUCACAUUGGAGGACGUUUUUAAAAACAGAGCAAACGAGAGAUGGUAUUCGCAUCAGAAAGUUUUGGUUUUCUGUCGCCUACCAGAAUAUGUCAUCUUGGGAGGAUAGAAUAGAUAUUAUGCAAACUUGGAGGAAAAUUGCUGGAAAAUAUAAGGAUCUUAACGUUACAGUAUGGGAAGCAAAUGGGAUGUUCGUUGACCAAAUGCUAAGCCUGAAAACAGUGGCUGUGCAGACUGGUAUACUGACACUUAUUUGUAUGGCAGUAGUUUGUACAAUAUUCAUUCCCAAUCCAUGUAGUGUCAUAACAGCUUCUAUUGCUAUCGCUUCCAUCAGUCUCGGUGUUUUCGGAUUUUUGUCGUGGUGGGGGUUUGAUUUGGAUCCAGUAACUAUGGCAGCUGUUCUUAUGUCUAUUGGUUUAUCAGUUGAUUUUACCGCCCAUGUAUCUUACCAUUAUCAGCUGACAAAUCGGAAAGAAAUACGAAACGGUAAAAUUGUUAAAAUACCAGUUAAGGGACCACAGGAGAAACUGGAACAUACUUUGCAAACUGUGGGUUGGCCAAUGAUACAGGCCGGUGCCUCUACAGUAAUGUGUGUGCUACCUCUGCUCUUUCUACAGAGUUACUCUCCAAUCGUUUUCCUAAAGACUAUUUUCUUGGUGGUUGCGUGGGGUUUGCUACAUGGCUUGUUGGUAUUACCAGCAUUCCUUGGAUCUUUGCCGGACUGUCUUACCAAUGCAAAUUGUUACCGAACGUUUCUUUCGACCAGCAGUGAACGUUCAUGUCGUUAUGCUGGUCCGGUGGAACUUGAGGGACAGGAAAAUGAGAUUAACGAAGUUGAGUAA